AUGAACAACGCAACCGAGUCAACCAACAAGAAGAAGCGUGCCAAUCCGCAGGCUUCUGACGCUGCUGAUGAGGCCGUCGAAGGUGCUUCUGGUGAUGGUGCCGCCGCCGGCGCCUCCAAUGGCGCGUCUUCAGCUUCGUCAUCAAACUUUCGCAAUGUCAGCGCGUGUAAUCGGUGUCGUUUGAGGAAGAACCGCUGUGAUCAGAAGUUACCGGCAUGUACGAGUUGCGAAAAGGCCAAUGUCAAAUGCGUCGGCUUCGAUCCUGUUAGCAAGAGGGAGAUACCCAGGAGCUAUGUAUACUAUCUAGAGAGUCGGGUGCAGCAUCUGGAAUCUUUGCUCCAAGCCAACAAUAUUCCUUAUGCGCCUACAGAUGACUUCAGCAUGAGUGUGGCGACGCCUGUCUCUCCUACGAUAACAUCUUCAGGUGAAGCCACGGCAGCUGGAGCACAGAAGUACACUGACACUAGCGCUGGACCUGUUUCUGCUGUUUCGGAUGAACAGACCGAACAGAAGCACCUCUCUAAUCUAGUCCAUAACAUCGGAAACGUAUCAGUAUUAGGAGCUUCAGAUUCUAGAUAUCUCGGUUCUACUUCUGGGAUAUCCUUCGCUAGAGUUGUCUUUGCUGCCGUCAAGAGCUCAGUAUCUGGAUCGACAUCAGAACGUGGCGGCGUUCGUCCUUCGAAGCCACUAACGAGCGCAGCUACAGGAGGAACUACUAUGAGGGAUUCAUUCUUUGGACUGCAGACAAAACCUGCCAUCAAACCAGCGACCUUCCCCGACAAGGACAUUGGACGACGAUUGAUGGAGCUAUAUUUUGAGCAUUCCAACCCACAGAUACCUAUAUUACAUCGCGGAGAGUUUAUGGCGUUAUUUGACAAAGUUUACGCCACAGAGGAGAAGAAGAGAACGCCGCGCGAGCUAUAUAUGCUCAACAUCGUCUUUGCUACAGGCGCUGGGGUCAUUCUGGAAGCCUCUGACAAGAACAACGACGCAGAGAAUGCCGCCGAUGGGAAAGCCGGACAGAGCCGCAAGAGGCAAAAGCUCUCUAACGAGCAAUCCCGACCGGAAGAGUAUCACGCUUCAGCUAUAGUACAUCUGGAGUCAUUCCUUGGAUCGUCUUCGUCUGCAACAGAGGGCAUUGGUGGUGGUCUUGAAGAAUUACAGGCCGUCCUUCUUCUGGCAGGAUUCGCGCUACUUCGUCCUGUCGCACCGGGUCUGUGGUAUAUUGUAGGCGUAGCUGUCCGUCUUGCUGUGGAUCUUGGCCUUCACAACGAGGACCCGGAGGCUGCGACAGAGAUCAGUGCUGAGCAAGGACAGGGCGAGAUGACUAGUGCUGCGAGAGAAGAGUUUGGACGACGACAAUACAUUCGAGACUUCCGAAGAAGGUUAUGGUGGUGCGUUUACUCUUUCGAUCGCCUGGUCUCUACUUGCGUUGGCAGACCUUUUGGUAUUACAGACCAGGUUAUCACCACUGAGUUCCCAACUCUGCUCGACGACAAGUAUAUCACACCAAGUGGUUUCUUGACUCCGCCACAGAACGAGUAUGGCAGCAUACCGAGUUAUAAACACGUCUCUUACCACUACUUCCGGCUUCGAUUACUGCAGUCAGAGGUAUUGCAAGUAUUGCAGCACCGCCAGACUCAGCAAUUUAGAGAAAGAGGUACUGUCAAUGGGGCCAACCGAUGGAUGCACACAGAUCUUCCUUCACCGUUCUUGUCGAGAUAUUCAAGCUUCAGGGAAUGGCGAGGCGACAUCGAUCGAAGACUGUACGAAUGGAUUGAGUCGUCUCCUACACAGACGAUGACUGGAGUCGCAUUUUCUCCACUAUUCUUGGAGCUCAACUACUGGCUCACAGUGACCAUGCUUUACCGCCAAUCUCUAUCAGUACCUCCGUCACUAGCUGGGGAACUAGAUGCGUCUACUGGCGAUGAUGUUACUAGUCCAGGUCAUGUCGACUAUGAAGAAGAAGACGAGGAAAUGGUGUUCUUGAAGGUGGCCGAAGCGGGUCAAAAGACACUGAAGAUCUACCGUCAGCUACAUCGCGUAAGGCUGGUCAACCACACUUUCCUGGCUACACACCACUUGUUCAUGUCUGGUAUAUCUUUCCUAUAUGCCAUCUGGCAUUCGACGGUCGUAAGGUCCAAGCUUACUCUGGACGAUGUUGACUUCACCAUUCUGGCAGCAACAUCUGUGCUCGGAGACAUGAUUGAAAAGUGUCCGCCUGCUGAAGCAUGUCGGGAUGCAUUUGAUCGCAUGAGCAAAGCAACCAUUGCGAUGGUGGAGCAAACUACAGGAUUCGGAACGCAGGCACUACGGUAUAUCGCACAAGCGCAGAAAGUACAACAGCAUGCGGAUGCGUCCGCUGCAGGAGAGCACAACGUCAGGAAGGCCAACCACGGCACAGCUAUUAUGGCUCCCAACCAAGGCAGACCUCAGCCUCAACAACCACAGCAGCAGCCGCAACAAGCCAGACGACCUAUGCCACGAUUUGACAUGAAUUUGCGAGAUUUGUUCACAGAUGACGAGUCAACCAAUCGUCCAUCAGCACAAAGGAGGGCACCGUUCCCAAUGGCGCGGCCACCCAAUCCGGUGGUAAAGCGAGAAGGAGGACCAGCCUUCCCGAACACGCCUGCGGGACCUGCGUAUCAGCAGAAUCAAAUAUCUCCUCGACUUUAUGCACCUAGCCCACCGAUAGACCCAUCGUUACAAACAACCCCGCCGCCAAUAGCGAGACAAUCACCCAGUCAGCACCAUUACUACCCUCGAGGAGGGCAGAACUAUUUGGCACCUGGGCCUCAAGGAAUGCCAGGUCCGAUCGAGGGUUUCGAAUUCUUGCAAGACUUCCAGCUCCCCGACCAAGGAGGAGUCUUGGGUCAAGCAGGACAAACGCCAGGUAAUUAUGGAGAGUUUGACAUGGGCUUCGGGGCGGGAGGGCUUGCUUUCGAUGGCGGUGGUCAGCCAUGGGAUGAACAUGGAGGCUUCGACUUGUUUGACGGAUUCUUCUUUGGUGGAAGCAAUGGAGGCGGCCAGAGAUGA
Aureobasidium melanogenum CBS 110374 is the source of this 3036-nucleotide messenger RNA. RefSeq lists its product as uncharacterized. Gene Ontology annotation, molecular function: DNA-binding transcription factor activity, RNA polymerase II-specific; sequence-specific DNA binding; zinc ion binding. The record is from RefSeq and is a predicted model, not a curated record. The transcript is spliced from 3 exons. Bases 1 to 3036 code for a protein of 1011 amino acids. Gene Ontology annotation, biological process: positive regulation of transcription by RNA polymerase II; DNA-templated transcription. Lineage: Eukaryota; Fungi; Ascomycota; Dothideomycetes; Dothideales; Saccotheciaceae.